Messenger RNA from Crotalus tigris (Tiger rattlesnake), 3174 nucleotides. RefSeq names its product collagen type XXVI alpha 1 chain (gene COL26A1). The record is from RefSeq and is a predicted model, not a curated record. The transcript has 15 exons. The coding region runs from base 239 to 1627 and encodes 462 amino acids. Gene Ontology annotation, molecular function: protein binding. NCBI's taxonomy places the organism in Eukaryota, Metazoa, Chordata, Lepidosauria, Squamata, Viperidae.
CCCCUUAAAGGCGGGGUGACUGUAAACCCCAGCUUUUCUUCAGCUCCUUUCCCCAAUAAUCCAGCUUUAGCUCUCCCCGCCGCCCUCCCUCCUUCGUUUGGCCUUAGCCCCCGACGCCGGGGCCCUCCGCAGCCUGGGAGGAUGAGUCUCUAAGCCUCUCCUAGGGUCUCCUUUCCCGCAUCUCCUCCGCGUCCUGCUUAUUGCACCCCGAAGCCCCACUCCAGACUUUGUUCCCAAGAUGUAUCUGGUUUUCUUUUGGUGCUCCUGUUGCCUUUGGGGAGGCUCCUUCGGGACCGGAUUUCUCUAUCAGUUCCCGGCAUCGACUCUGCAACACAAUUAUCCCGAACAGAGCUCCGGCGGACCGGCGGGCAAUGCUUUCGCCAAUCGUCGGCAUUGGUGCCACUACACAGUCACGCGGAUGGUUUCCUGUCAAGUGCAGAAUGGCUCGGAGACAGUAAUCCAAAGGGUUUAUCAGAGCUGCCGAUGGCCAGGACCUUGUGCCAACUUAGUGAGUUACAGGACCCUCAUCCGACCCACGUACAAGAUAGCUUACCGAACAGUAACUGCUCUUGAAUGGCGAUGCUGCCCUGGUUUCACUGGAAGCAACUGUGAGGAAGAAUGUAUGAAUUGCACAAAGCUCACAGAUAUGACUGAAAGGCUGAAUAUCUUGGAAGCCAAAAUCCUUUUGCUUGAGGCUGCAGAACGAGCUUCACCUUCAGACAAUGAUCUUCCAAUGACAAGAACUACAGCCACUUGGUAUGAUGAUGUGGUGCCUGAUGCUAUUCCCCUAGCUAAUCCAGGAACAGCCCUGAGGAAACCAAUGGGACCUGUUGGGCUACCAGGGCCAACUGGGAGACCAGGACUGCAAGGCCCAAAGGGGGAAAAGGGAGAGAUUGGUGAAAGAGGACCAGCUGGAUCACCAGGACAACUUGGACCUCCAGGACCUAGAGGAUAUACUGGUGAGACAGGGAUUCCUGGACCACCAGGGCCACCGGGACCUCCAGCAUCUCCAAAUUUCCCGUUAACAUUUCAACAAGGAGUUCUUUACUCACUGCAGCCCAAUGGUGAAAAAGAAAAUGGAGAGUCACAGUUAGCAUCUACUGUCAUUGACACUAUAUUGGCUGGUUUGCCAGGACCUCGUGGGGCACCAGGACCCAUAGGGCUGCCAGGCCCACCUGGAUCUUCAGGCCCCAAGGGAGCCCCAGGGCCAAUGGGAGCACCUGGAGUACAGGGCACUCCUGGUUCUCCUGGACAGCCUGGGCUGAAAGGCCCAAAAGGCGAUCGAGGCGAAAGGGGGCCAGCGGGGCAGACUGGUGAAAGAGGCAUUAAGGGUUUUCCUGGUGAACCUGGUAAGAAAGGUGAAGAAGGAGACCGAGGUGCUGAUGGUGAAGGGGUCCAGCAACUGCGGGAGGCCUUGAAGAUUUUAGCAGAGAGAGUGCUAAUUUUAGAACAUAUGAUAGGGAUUCAUGAUUCUUUGUCUUCCGUUGAACCAGGCUCAGGACAAGAUGUGAUCCUGGGCGCCCCGCUCCGAGCAAACCCCAAAAACAAGCGACACCAUUCAAACCAGAUCCUUUCUUCACUUCUGGACGACAGCAAACCCAGGGCGAAAAGUGACCGGAGGCAAUAACACUUUAGUCCAAAAGUGAAGGCUUGAAGAGACUUACCCCAUUUAUUCCUGUUGGGAAGUCCUGCAGGUCAGGAGGAUGGAGCCAUGACCAAUUGGAAUACCUUCCUUGAACUUUCCAUGAUCUUUUAAAAAUAUUCGUCACAUUUUACAUACAUGCUGUUUGUGUUCUUGUUUUGGGGUCCAUCUCAGGUGAUUACAAUAAAAUUCCAAUCCCAAGAAGUCUCGUGUGAUAAAGACACCAACAUUGUAGAGAUGUCUGUAACAUCACUGAUGUAACUUGACUGCCAUGGAGCCAGUGCUGAAGUCUAGAACAUUCUGGGAGUAACAUUCUAGAGCACAUCCCCAAUCCACGAAGAAUGCUGAAUGUGCUUGUUGGCCCUAUCAUUGCUUUGCAUGAAUGGACUAUGUACUAUAGAAAACAACCCAAGUUUGUAUUGCAAAGGAGGAGGGGGACAAUUAAUAAUAUUGUGGUUAAUCACAAUAUUAUAACCCAAAAUUAAGGUCUAUAAAACAUUUGGACCUGUUGUUCAUAAUUGAACAAAUGAAUGAAAUUCCACAGGCAAAGUCUUUUCUAGCUCCAAUGUGAAGAAUGCCUCACCAACUGGAUUUUAGUUCACCAUGAGAUGUCAUUGGGGGAGACAAGAAUAGUGUGGCAUUUCUAGCAUAUAAGGAAAAAAAUUAAGUGUCUGAUGGCAUCUUAAAUAUUAAUAAAUUUAUUAUCACAUAUAUUUUGGUAUAUCUCAGUCUGCUUAGAUGUGAUCAGACAGUGAUGAACAAAAGAUUAUAUAUUAGAUUUGUUAAAUUGCUACUAGAUAUUUUGGCUUUUUUGUUACAAAAGUCUAACAUCACAUCCAUCCGGAAAUUGCAAUAUGUAAAGUUUUGUCUCUAUAUCUGCUAGGCUGGACAGCUGAGAUGGUUUUAAGAUUUUCCGGAACGUAAUUAGAAUUUACACAAACUCUUGCAGCCAUACAAAUGGUUUGCUGAUUGUGUAGAAGAAAGCCUUAGUUCACUUAUCAAAACUGAAAUUCUUGCAACACAACUAAGUGCAGCUUAUUUGAUUUUAAAAAUGUGUUUAUCAACCUACAGCUUGUUAUCAGUUUGUCUUUGAGCAAUGGAAGGGCCUCUUUUAAUUAACAAGGAUGAAAAUUAAAGCAUACUUGAUUUUUUUUAAAUGUUACUUUGUUUAAGGUAUUUUAUCAUGGAAAAUGAGAAAGAAAAUAAUCUUUUUAAAUGUAGGCUGUUUCAAGGUACUGUUCCUGUAUUCUCUUUACUGAAUCUUGUUUAAUAUUUUGAAAGCUAUUAAAAAUUACAUUUCUUUCACUUUCUCACAAGGGCCCUUAUCUUGAAGUUUUGGAAAACAUAAUCUAAAGACUUUUGUUGAAUCAUUUAUUCCUCUGUUAAUUUAACAAAAGAGGUUAAACAGCUAGAAAUUAUUUAGGUUUUGUAAUUUGAUUUCAGAUGGUUCUUUAAGACAUGUACAAUUUGUACAUCUAUAGUUUCUGAUAAUCAGCAGUCUUGUAUGUUAUAAAGUGAAAUCAUUUGUGCCA